Messenger RNA from Nipponia nippon (crested ibis), 912 nucleotides. Lineage: Eukaryota; Metazoa; Chordata; Aves; Pelecaniformes; Threskiornithidae. The record is from RefSeq and is a predicted model, not a curated record.
UGGUAUCCAUGGCAGCAUCUGUGGGAGCAGUAACAAAACAGACCCUGUUCCCUCCUCUCAUGCCUGCCGGGCGACCUUUCCGUGUGUCGAAUGCCUCCCGAAGCAGCCGGAAAGGAAUUGUUGCAAGCAGUCUGCAAGAGCUCAUCAGCAAGACUUUAGAUGCCUUCCUUAUAUCUGCUGGAAUAGUUACUCUGGUUUUGGAGGAAGAUGGCACAGUUGUGGACACAGAAGAAUUCUUCAAGUCCCUGGGUGAUAAUACACACUUCAUGGUUCUAGAAAAAGGACAGAAAUGGACACAAACAAGAAAUGGAGUUGCUGCUGUGAGACAAAAGAAGAAAAUGGGAGUAGCUAACAUCACAUUUGAUCUGUACAAGCUGAACCCUAAGGAUUUUAUUGGCUGCUUAAACAUCAAGGCGACCUUCUAUGAGAUCUACUCUGUCUCGUAUGACAUCAAAUGUAUGGGAGCAAAAAGCGUAUUGCGGAAGGUGCUUCAGCUAAUGUCCCACAUAGCACAAAUAACUGGACAGUUUCUUCUCUAUACUGGAACGUAUAUGUUGCAGUUGAUGGAUGAAUAUGAUGAAGAUGGCACGUGUACAAGACCAAGGCGGGACCAGUGAACACAGCUGCACUUCUGAUAUCGGAUCCUUCUGCUUAAAGACAUUAUCUUGCCCAAUUUUGAUUGUAAUGAUGUUAUAGCAGGGGGAUGUCUACUGAUGUGAACUAACAUUUUUCCCGUUUGGGAAUGCUUGUAGGCCUUAGUCAUAAAAUAAGUGUUUGGUGUUUGCAGGCUCUUAACGCAGCAAAAGGAUGGCUGCCUAAUGUCUGAGAAUCUGGCAAAAGGAGAGAGGGCAGGUUUUUGCCCCAGCAACUCAAACUGGAGAAUAAGUAUACUUGGAAACUUGCAUGCUUUGU